GGGCCGGCCGUCAGCUGACUGUGGCGGCGGCGGCCUCGCGGGACCACCGACGGUUCGUGGCUCCGCGCGGAGGGUCGCCGGCGCGUCAGCUCUCUGCGGGCGAGGCGCCGAGCCGGUCAGACCAUGGCGACCACCGUCAGCACGCAGCGCGGGCCGGUGUUCAUCGGGGAGCUCCCGCAGGACUUCCUGCGCAUCACGCCCACGCAGCAGCAGCAGCAGAUCCAGCUGGACGCUCAGGCGGCCCGGCAGCUGCAGUGCGGAGGGGCGCUGGGCAGUGUGGGCCGCCUCAGCAUCACCGUGGUGCAGGCCAAGUUGGCAAAGAACUACGGCAUGACCCGCAUGGACCCCUACUGCCGGCUGCGCCUGGGCUACGCGGUGUACGAGACGCCCACGGCCCACAACGGCGCCAAGAACCCGCGCUGGAAUAAAGUCAUCCAGUGCACGGUGCCCCCGGGCGUCGACUCCUUCUACCUAGAGAUCUUCGAUGAGCGGGCCUUCUCCAUGGACGACCGCAUCGCCUGGACGCACGUCACCAUCCCCGAGUCGCUGAAGCAGGGAAAGGUGGAGGAUGAGUGGUACAGCCUGAGUGGACGGCAGGGUGACGACAAGGAGGGCAUGAUCAACCUGGUCCUGUCCUACACGUCGCUGCCGGCUGCCAUGGUGAUGCCGCCUCAGCCUGUGGUCCUCAUGCCCACCGUGUACCAGCAGGGCGUCGGCUACGUGCCCAUCACAGGGAUGCCCGCCGUCUGCAGCCCCGGCAUGGUGCCCAUGGCCCUGCCCCCAGCCGUGAGCGCCCAGCCCCGCUGUAACGAGGAGGACCUGAGAGCCAUCCAGGACAUGUUCCCCAACAUGGACCGGGAGGUGAUCCGCUCCGUGCUGGAGGCCCAGCGAGGCAGCCGGGACGCCGCCAUCAACUCCCUGCUUCAGAUGGGCGAGGAGUCCUAGAUGCGUCCCGGACCUGCGGGCCAGGCGUCCCCGGGAGCCCCGCCCCGAGCCGAUUCCUGUGAAAGCGCUGUGCCCCCCCCUCCCCGACGUCCGCGUCCCCGCCCCCUCCCUUGCUGGUGCAUGUGGCCUCGUCCCACGGCUGCUCUCGGCGUCGGUUGGGUUGGGUGGGUGGCUUCCCUCUUGCUUCACAUCGGAGAAGAGCCGACCGUGGCGUGGCCCGUGUGCCCUCGCUGGCUCCCCGCCCCCGGGCGCACGUGUUCCCCCUCACGCCGCCCGGGGGGCUCUCCUGGGAGCGCCUGCCCCGCCAGGGCCUUGGCGCUGAGCCGCCUCCGGUUUGAUUGCUGGCCUGCGAUGACGCUACCUGAGCCGGGAGACCCAUGAGUUUAAGGCACGUAGAGUCCGCGAGCAGCUGGCCUGGGGUUAUUGUUAGAACUUUCAGGCUGAGGGCGCCUGUCCUUCCCUCGGUGUGCUCUGUGGCCUGCUGACCAGGGUCUGGGGUGGCCUCGCCCGUGGGCAUGCAGAGCCGUCGUCCUCAGCUCUGGAGGCCCCUGAAGUCUCUCCUGCUGUUCCACACCAAGUCUGCGCAGCGUGCUUCCGAGAGGCAGGGGUUGCAGCCCCUUGCUGUGACCCCCUCUUGCUGCAGAACCAGAGGCUGCAGGUGUGAGAAGUCGGUCCAGUACUUUGUUUUGUUUAUUAAAGGGCAUUUAGGAACCGCUGGCUCACUGCUGACGUUAAUUUAAGAGCACGUGGAGCCCCCGUGCUGUCGCUUAGUCUGGAUGACAGGGAGGACGUCUGGGGACCAUGGGCACUUGAAGUCUUCCCUCGAGGCAGGUGGUGCCUGUGCAGUGUGGGCCGCACCCUGGCCCGGCUGCGGCCUCGGACGCAGAGGUUGGGGCAGGCUGGGUGACAUUCACGAGAAUCAGGUAUCUGAGAAGUGUCUCGAAAGCGAUGCACUUAGAAUAACAUGGGUGCUUGGGAGACGCACCUGGCGGCUGCAGUCCCUGCUCCGUCCUUGGAGGCGCCCAGCCUUUGGACACGGAGGUGGAUUCAGCAGCGUGGACUUCUGUGCAAGGUCAGCAGAGGGAGUCAGGACCUGAACUUGGUCCUUGCACCUACACACACAGGUUAGGUGUGAUGUCGGCCAGAAAGGCUGCUUUCUGCCCCCGAGGGGUGCAUCAGACCUGCUGUCCAGGCGGUGGCCCUGGGUGGGGACCUGCGUCGGGGGUUGGGUUUGGACCACGUGUGCCUUGCUGCAGACUUGCUCUCUGAUGCUCAAGAGCACUGGGUGGGCGGCGGUGGCCCUGGUGUUAGGUGGUGACUGCAGGGCACAGGCGCGCCCCGCCUGCUCGCAGACAUGCGGCCCCCGGGGCCUCUGUUUGUGGGGGGGAGGGGGGCGUGGCUUCAGGACAGGCCCCAAACCUGCCACUGCACCUCCCUUCCUGUGGACGCUGCUUCCGUCGCACAUCACAGGGCGCACGUGGUGUGAAGCCUUCGUUAGUUAAAUCAGACUCCCAUCUGCUGUGGUCACAGUCGGGCCCUGUGUCGUGGGCGGUGCAGCCCGUCAGGGAGGCCUGCCCAGGCUCGGGCGCCCGCAGCUGCCGGGUCCGGGGGCCACAGUGCCUUGCAGGUUGUUGCUGCUCUGAUGAUCGCUCUGGGUCCAGUCCGGCCGUGUUGGUGAGGAGAGAAGCAUUUCCAGCAGCCCCUCCCCCGUCCCCGCUCCCGCCCUGUCACAGGCCCUGGGGCGUCUGCUGUGCGAUGUCUGCCGAAAUGGUCCUGAUCAUUCUGUUGGGGUCCAAUGUCCAGAUUCCUCUUGAAUCGUAAAAUGUAUUUUUACUUUCAGUCUUCUACUUUAAUAAACGGUCUGUGUGAAAA
Molecule: messenger RNA, 2817 nt
Organism: Camelus dromedarius (Arabian camel)
Lineage: Eukaryota; Metazoa; Chordata; Mammalia; Artiodactyla; Camelidae
Gene: TOLLIP
Product: toll interacting protein
Exons: 6
Coding region: 124-945 (273 amino acids)
Biological process (GO): ubiquitin-dependent protein catabolic process
Cellular component (GO): cytoplasm
Molecular function (GO): ubiquitin binding; ubiquitin conjugating enzyme binding
Source: RefSeq, a predicted model, not a curated record